GUUGUUUCUGGUCCCGGUGUAAAUAGUGACCAAAACAAAAACAAAUUUUAUGUUUGAUUCGUUGGGUAAUUGCUUGCUUGGAACAGUAACAGUUUGUUCAUACGAUUUAACUGCGCGUUGCCGACGAAAAGCCUCUCUGUGUAGCCUGACACUCAUCAUAAAAUUCCAAGAAGUCUAAACAUUAAGCUGUCAGUUCUCUACUGUGCCUUUCAAACCCGGAUCGUUUUGCGGCCUUUCGUCAUGAGGGGUAGAGAAGCAAGAGGAGCUGCUAGCAAGAAGACUAAUCUGCCAGAGAAAAGUAAAUUAUCAAAUCAGGAUUCACAAGAGAAUUCAUCCAAAACUGUGACCCGUUCGUCUCGUAAAACUAGCAAUGCUAAUGUACUUGUCACGGAAGAUCAUGGUAAUGGUGGUGAGGCAUCUAACACAGUGACUGAGCCAGGAAGUUCUACGUCUCUUUCCUCUCGUUUUAAAAAGGCAGAAAAAACUAAACUUUCUCAUGGUCAGAACCCUACUAAUUCCGUGGUCUCAACGACAGAGUUAGGGCAGACAAAGAAGCGUGCCAAAGUCAGUAUUGCAUACGAAAAAGAAACGAAGAGAGACAAAUGGGAACCAUCAAAUUGGAUUCAAAUUUUACAUAAUAUAAGGGAAAUGCGAAAGAGUGCUGAUGCCCCUGUUGAUACAAUGGGAUGUGACAAAUGCAUGGAAGAUGAAGGCACACCUGAGAUUUUGCGAUACCAAACCCUUCUCUCACUUAUGCUGUCUAGCCAAACAAAGGAUGUAGUAACUCAUGCGGCAAUGGGGCGCCUUCGUAAACAUGGUUGCACUAUUGAAAAUAUUUUGAAGACAGAUGAUAAAGUACUUGAAGAUUUAAUCCAUCCUGUUGGCUUUAAAAAGACAAAAGUGCAGUACAUCAAGCGAACUUCUGCUAUUUUGCUAGAUAAAUACAAUGGAGACAUACCUGAUACAGUUGAAAAAUUGUGCGAGUUGCCUGGUGUCGGACCCAAAAUGGCACAUUUGUGCAUGAAUUGUGCUUGGGGUGUUGUAACAGGGAUUGGUGUUGACACCCAUGUUCACCGCAUUUCCAAUAGACUUGGUUGGGUUCCUCAUCCAACUAAGAAUCCGGAGGAGACUCGUAAAGCUUUGGAAGAUUGGCUACCAUCUGAUUUAUGGAGUGAAGUAAAUCACCUGCUUGUAGGAUUUGGACAGCAAAUAUGUCGCCCAGUUGGACCUCAUUGUACAACUUGUUUAAAUGUUGAAAUUUGUCCUUAUGCUCUGUCCCCUAAUACUAAGAGCCCACGCAAACGUUCUCCAACUAAAAGCCCCAGCAAAAAGUGAUGCAUGUUAGUCCCCCCUUUAACCAAUCGGUUUUAUAAAAAAAAAACUUUUAUUAUUUUUAGUUGUUUUUUUUUAUUUGGGGAACUGUUUGAUCAAACCAAACAAUUUUCAUAGUUCUUUCCAUCUUUAUUUGGUCAUUGCUUCCAGAAUGUUCAGAAAAACGUGUUACAACCUUUCAUAGGUAAAUGGUGCUGUACUGCAGAGGCUAUGGAAAUUUGUAACAUGAAUUUCAUUAUAUCCUGUAGGUGCUAGUGGUAACAAUCUUAAACAUAUUUCUUAUGUAAGGAACUGUAAUAAUGGCCAAAUAUGUAUUUGAAACAUAUAGCUACUUUGCUGUCGUGAGCAGGGCAGGGCUCCUUUGUAUAUUGGAAGCAAUUGGUCUUGAUUUAAGCAAUACUAAAAGUGAACAGGGUUUA
This is a messenger RNA of Frankliniella occidentalis (western flower thrips), 1751 nucleotides long. RefSeq names its product endonuclease III-like protein 1 (gene Nthl1). The transcript has 4 exons. Gene Ontology annotation, biological process: base-excision repair; nucleotide-excision repair; base-excision repair, AP site formation. Bases 241 to 1335 code for a protein of 364 amino acids. Gene Ontology annotation, molecular function: oxidized pyrimidine nucleobase lesion DNA N-glycosylase activity; DNA-(apurinic or apyrimidinic site) endonuclease activity; DNA binding. Gene Ontology annotation, cellular component: nucleus. The record is from RefSeq and is a predicted model, not a curated record. Lineage: Eukaryota; Metazoa; Arthropoda; Insecta; Thysanoptera; Thripidae.